Molecule: messenger RNA, 594 nt
Organism: Podospora anserina S mat+
Lineage: Eukaryota; Fungi; Ascomycota; Sordariomycetes; Sordariales; Podosporaceae
Exons: 2
Coding region: 1-594 (197 amino acids)
Source: RefSeq, a predicted model, not a curated record
AUGUCCUCCUCACCCUUCACCAUCCGCGCCCCCCCAGCAACCGACAUCUGGCGCAAGCCCCCCUCCAAAGACAUCUUCAACGCACCAACAUCCACCCCCUCCCACCUAACCCCCUCCUCCCCCCUCCCCCUCUUCCUCUCCACAACCCUAACCUUCCGCCUCCCCUACAACCACCAAUACGACCAAUCCGGCCUCCUCCUCACCUUUUCCUCGCCUUCCUCCCCCUCCCUCAAAAAGUGGAUCAAAGCCGGCAUCGAAUACUACAACUCCUCCCCCCGCCUCUCGGUAGUCUCCUGCGACAACUGGGCCGACUGGUCCGUCUCCGCCCUCACCCCCGACCCCGACACCUCCACCCCCUGGACGACAAUCUCGAUCCAAAAAGAGGGAGACGAUAACGGGGUGUCCCUCUGGGUCUACCAAGUCCUCAGUGAUGGGACCAAGGUCCCCGUGAGGGAGAUUUGCUGGGUUUAUGGGCUCGCUGACGUGGAAAGCUGGACGGUGAAAGUCGAGGCUAUGGCGGCGAGACCGGCAAAGGGGGAAUUGGGGGAGUUGGUGGCUGAGGUGAAGGAGAUGGACGUUAAGUGGAAGGAGUAG